ACCUCGCCGCCAGCCCCUUAAAAGGCACCGCCUGGGUUCUGAACUACGCUGAUUGACUUUGUUUAGUUGCUUUACCCUACGGCAUGUGUGCUGCUAGGCUGGCGACAGCGGCGGCCCAGUCCACCGUGUAUAGCUUCUCAGCGCGCCCGUUGACCGGCGGGGAGCCUUUGAGUCUGGGCUCCCUGCGGGGCAAGGUGCUGCUCAUCGAGAAUGUGGCUUCUCUCUGAGGCACCACGGUCCGGGACUACACCCAAAUGAACGAGCUGCAGGAGCGCCUCGGGCCCCGGGGCCUGGUCGUGCUCGGCUUCCCGUGCAACCAGUUUGGACAUCAGGAGAACGCAAAGAACGAAGAGAUUCUGAAUUCCCUCAAGUAUGUCCGACCCGGUGGCGGGUUCGAGCCCAAUUUCCCUCUCUUCGAGAAGUGUGAGGUAAAUGGCUCCAAGGCCCAUCCACUCUUCGAAUUCCUGCGGGAGACCCUGCCCGCGCCGAGCGAUGACCCCACCGCGCUCAUGACCGACCCCAAAUUCAUCAUCUGGUCACCGGUGUGCCGCAAUGAUGUUGCCUGGAACUUUGAGAAGUUCCUAGUGGGCCCUGACGGUGUGCCAGUGCGAAGGUAUAGCCGCCGCUUUCCGACCAUCGACAUUGAACCUGACAUUGAAGCCCUGCUAUCUCAGAUGCCCAGCUGUGCCUAAGGACACUCCUCUUAUCCUGCCAGCUGCUUUCUGUGGGUAUUUCAUCCAUGAUGGUGUUUCCUCUAAACCUGCUUUGGGGAACACCUGAUUUCCGGGAAAAUCCCCAUAAGAGGGCGCUGGGCUUGUCCAUCCCUGACUCCUGUCUGUCUAGACCAAGGCAUAUUUUUUUUACCACUAAUAAAAGUGCUGGGUGAUACAGAA
This is a messenger RNA of Sciurus carolinensis (gray squirrel), 893 nucleotides long. RefSeq names its product glutathione peroxidase 1 (gene Gpx1). Gene Ontology annotation, biological process: hydrogen peroxide catabolic process; glutathione metabolic process; response to hydrogen peroxide. Gene Ontology annotation, cellular component: mitochondrion; cytosol. NCBI's taxonomy places the organism in Eukaryota, Metazoa, Chordata, Mammalia, Rodentia, Sciuridae. The record is from RefSeq and is a predicted model, not a curated record. The transcript has 2 exons. Gene Ontology annotation, molecular function: glutathione peroxidase activity.